CUCAGUCACACAGCCUCAGUCACAGACUCCCUCUCGUUUCCGCCCCAGUGCAGGUUUAACGUUACCUGAGAUGUGUUAUUGAUGGCGGGGCUUUGGACUGACGGAACCGUCGCUAUGGUUGUUCUUCGACCGGUUCUGCUGGUGAUGUGUGUGUCGCUGUCGUCCGCGGUGACGGUGUUAUCACGGCCUCCGCUCAGCUGCUCCCGACAGGGUUUGAGGUGUACAGUCACCACAACUAACUGUAUGGAUAUGACAUUUCUGAAUGUGAAUAAGUACACUCCCAGCAGUCCAGAGGGGCUGCAGGUGAGGGUGGACACCAGGCAGGAUGACACCGGAGACCUCUACCCUGUGCUGGUCGCUAACUGGAGCAUAAAGGAUGAUGGCAGUGUACGUGACCUGACAGCCACUGAGCUUCAUGUUCUGGAAAAGUCCACCAACCAGAACCUGUGUGUCCGAUAUUCCUUCAAAGACGAACUCUCAAUGAGAAGUCCGACAGGGCAAAAGUGGUCGUUCUCAGCUGACAUGCUUGUGGUGGACCCUGGUCAGUCGUACAGCGUCUCCGUCUUCAACAUCCCCAAACCAGAGCAGGGCCACAGCAACUACGACGUCCGCAGAGAUGUCAAUGUUCCUGAUUGUACAGAUCCCACAGAUCCCACAAUGCAGAUGACCAAGUUUUGCAUAGAGAGAGGAAGUCUGUGGAAGCCUAACAUCAGUCUGACUCAGAUCUCUGCAGUCAGUGGAAGAGCUGCUGUGGCUGUUAGCUUCACUCCUGACACGCUCUGUGAGAAAUACACUGUUAUUGUUCGCUGCUCCACUACCCAACAUGCAACAGACAUUACAUACAAGGCUAAUCAGACGACCCUGAAUGUAACAUUCAGCCUGGAUAAAUGGCCAAGAUUUUGCUGCCAGUUUGACGCUGAGAUCAAACCUUUUUUCCCUCAAUGUGGCCAGGACUGUGUCCGUCAAAAGAGAACUCUGGAUAUCUGUUCUGUAAAGCCGACGGAUGCCCCCGAUGUCCCCAUGUACACGUUUGUCGUCCUGGGAGUGGUGUUUAUGUGUGCUGUGAUGGCAGUUAUGAUGUACGUCCUCUGCAGGAAGCCAGGCAAAACUGGUGUAACUGCGGCACCUGUGGUAGAUGAAAUACCGUGGGAGCAGCCUAAACAGCCUCCCAAGGUGCUGGUCAUCUACUCCCAGGACCACCGCCUCUACAGGGACGUAGUGCUAAAGCUAUGCGCCUUCCUUCAGGCCAAGUGUGGCACCAAGGUGCUGGUGGACAUGUUAGACUCCACUUCGGUCGGCAUGGUUGGGCGCCUUCGCUGGCUUGAGUGGCAACGACAACAGCUCAAAAAUCCCUCCGACAAAAUCCUGGUGCUGUGCUCGCAAGGCGUCCAGGCAAAGUGGAGAGCCAUGUGCGGUCAAGGCCGGGUGACUCUGAGGGAAGACGUCCUCUCCCCUACCGACGACAUGCUCACUCCCUUUCUCAACCUCUUCCUCCCAGACAUGCACCAGGCCGGCAUGCUGGGCAGGUACAUGGUGGCUUACUUUGACGACAUCAGCAGAGAACAAGAUGUACCAUCAGUUUUUGACAUUGCAGUCAAAUACAAGCUGAUGAAGCAUUUCGAAGAGCUGUACUUCCGCAUCCUAGACAUUGAGAAGUAUCAGCCAGGUCAGGUCAACCACAUCAAGGGCAUAGGUGGGGACGAAUAUUUUGACUGUCCAUCAGGUAGAGCCCUGAAGAAUGCCAUCGAAGCCUUCCACGCCUACCAGGUGGAAAAUCCUGACUGGUUCGAAAGGGAGUGUGUGAACGAUGAGGAGGAGGUCAUGACUGAGGCUAACCGACUAAUAGACCAGCUGCAGAUCCCUCCAGUCCUGGAGUGUGUUCCUCUAAUCAGAGAUGGACUUCCUGUCUACAUCCAUGAAGUACAAAUCAAUGAAAAUGGUGAAAGUCUCCUCGUGCUUACACCUGAGCUCAACCCAGAGCACAAACUGUUGUCAGUGGCAGAACUUAUACCAGUAGUCAACCCUGAGCGCAAACAUCACUAUCUGUCAAACCUGGAUGAAGUGUUGACGGAUCAUGUACAUCCUCACAGCCCCAGGCCAGAAUCUGUCUACAUAGUUGAGCCUGUUUUGAACAACCUGCGACCACCAAGACAGAACUGGCUUUCCCUCCAGGCAGAACCCUCGGGUCAAAUUCCCAUAGAGAAUGAAGAAGAGGAUUCCCUGCUACCAAUGGGCCAUCUCUCUGCUCGUUUAGAGAAGAGAAGCUCGGCCCCAAAGGACACCCUGAACUCAAAACCUCAAGAAUUCACAUGUGACAGCAUGCAGAGGGAAUACUUCCAUCAAUCCGAAAUCGGCCAUUUUCAGCCUGCGGAGAUGGAAGAGGACGAGGUUCUGGAGCCCAGUGGAAAGGGUUCAAGCAGUGGAUCUGAUCAAGGCUACAUCUCCAAAAUAUCCUCCCAGCACGAACACCCUGUCAAAGAGGAUCCACUGGUGGCUCUGAGAAGACUGCAAGAGGAGCUGUUUCACAAGAAUCUGGGAUACUCUGACAUCGGUCCUGAAGGGAACUGAUGCUCACAGUCGGGAAAUAAGCACUAAACCUUAACUGCCUUUAACCUGUGUCAAAUGCAUGAUCGUACUGAGCGCCUGAAUGUAGGAGGGUGGAAGAGCUCAAAGCAAAUUAGUUUCUCACUUUUUUUCUGUUGCCAGUAAAGUGUAAUGCUCCACUGUUUGUUGAUUUUCUGGAUAUAAUAACUCCUAUAUUAUUUUUGUAUUAUUAUUGUUAUUUGAACAUUAAACAUGAUCAUGCCUUCGUAGAUACACAGUGACUUUACAUGAAGUUUUUUCAGUUUUUUAAUGGCUUGUGAAUUUGUUGCAUUCAGUCAAAAACAGUUGUUUGAUCAGAUGUUGCACGUGGAAGAUAUGUAAAGGCAAAUUAUAUUGGACUUCUUGGACGAAGGAAUAAAUGAUGGAGUCAUUUGCACCACCACGUAUUGAGCCCGAAAGCUCUAGGUUCACAAUUUGGCAAAAUAACAUGAAAGGCAUACUGAAGAGACUUAAGGCAGCGUACAUUCUCACAUGCUCUUGAGGCCAUAUCUUGUAGGGGGGCCCUAAUAAAAUCUAGUGGAAGUCUAGUUUUGAAGGUGCAGGUGGCAGCUCCGGAGACGGACUUUCAGUUAACCGUAGCAUCUGGAUUUCAGCCAGCACUUACCCCAAAGCCGGGGCUCUGAUCCUGGUGGACUGCCCCAACUUUCUAUUCCUGCUGUCAUACAGGUUAGAGCCAGCGCUCCACCCCACCGGUGCUGGGGUUUGUGCUGGCUGAAUUUGACUUGCUACAAGUGCUGUACCUCCAGGCCAAGUAGUCUCCUGCUGGCAGGGAGGACGAAACUAAAAUACGAGUCGUUUUCUCGUUUCUGCCAUUUUGGAUUUAAUUUAAUAAACAAACUCUCAAAGCGUACACAGACCCUGUACCUUCACCAGGAGUUACAAGCCCUCGGGGAAGCUCAACGUUUCUGUCCUCUCAGUUGACUGAGCGCUAUAG
Messenger RNA from Anoplopoma fimbria (sablefish), 3538 nucleotides. It is a transcript of the gene il17ra1a, whose product is annotated as interleukin 17 receptor A1a. NCBI's taxonomy places the organism in Eukaryota, Metazoa, Chordata, Actinopteri, Perciformes, Anoplopomatidae. Gene Ontology annotation, molecular function: interleukin-17 receptor activity. Bases 82 to 2568 code for a protein of 828 amino acids. The transcript is spliced from 11 exons. The record is from RefSeq and is a predicted model, not a curated record.